AUGGCGUCCAAACUGGUGGUUUCCCGUUAUCCGGCGGCUCUGCUUUGCAGUCAAAAAUAUGGCAGUGGGGCGGUGAUACAAAGUGCCAGGCUUCUGAGCGACGUGGCCGCCAUUGAGGAUGUCACUUGUCACCAUAAACAGCAGCAAUAUCUCGAUGCUUUUAAGCAGCAAAGUGCACAGGUCGCACAUCCCGGAAUACAGCCUAAUGUGUCGCGAGAGUUGGCGCAACUAUUAUCGAACUUUGCGCAGGGCCAACAGCUGGACAUGCUGCAACAUGUCGAGCCUCAGGAGACGGCUACUACUCAGUCUUCUCCGCAGUCUGUUGAGUCGCUGACGGUCGAAUUCCGCGGCAAACAGCUACCACCAGCGAUGAAAAACGGUAAGACAGACACUCUAGUGCGUUCUAGUCCUUUUUCUCUGUCUUGAAC
Soboliphyme baturini is the source of this 428-nucleotide messenger RNA. NCBI's taxonomy places the organism in Eukaryota, Metazoa, Nematoda, Enoplea, Dioctophymatida, Soboliphymatidae. The record is from the annotation of a GenBank genome assembly.